CCGCGGCCCCGCCUUCUUCCUUUCGGCCGGAACCGCCAUCUUCCAGGUCGGCCCUGCGCGUGGCUCCCGGCGGCCGUGGUUCCACAGACUAAUUCGCCAAAAUGACGAACACAAAGGGAAAGAGGAGAGGCACCCGCUAUAUGUUCUCUCGGCCUUUUAGAAAACAUGGAGUUGUUCCUUUGGCCACAUACAUGCGAAUCUACAAGAAAGGUGAUAUUGUGGACAUCAAGGGAAUGGGCACUGUUCAAAAAGGAAUGCCCCACAAAUGUUACCAUGGCAAAACUGGAAGAGUCUACAAUGUCACCCAGCAUGCAGUGGGCAUUAUUGUGAACAAACAAGUUAAGGGCAAGAUUCUUGCCAAGAGAAUUAAUGUACGUAUUGAGCAUAUUAAGCACUCUAAGAGCCGAGAUAGCUUCCUGAAACGUGUGAAGGAAAAUGAUCAGAAAAAGAAGGAAGCCAAAGAGAAAGGUACCUGGGUUCAAUUGAAGCGGCAGCCUGCUCCCCCCAGAGAAGCACACUUUGUGAGAACCAAUGGAAAGGAGCCUGAGCUGCUGGAACCCAUUCCCUACGAAUUCAUGGCAUGAUAAGUGGGAAACAAUAAAAAAGACUUCUGUGCUGAUAAUGUUUCUUUUAAUUGAGUGGAAGUGUGGCGUCCCUUCCCCCCAAAGAAUAAUUAAAGAAAACUUUGUGUCACCCUAA
Molecule: messenger RNA, 699 nt
Organism: Eptesicus fuscus (big brown bat)
Lineage: Eukaryota; Metazoa; Chordata; Mammalia; Chiroptera; Vespertilionidae
Gene: RPL21
Product: ribosomal protein L21
Exons: 6
Coding region: 102-584 (160 amino acids)
Biological process (GO): translation
Cellular component (GO): ribosome; cytosolic large ribosomal subunit
Molecular function (GO): structural constituent of ribosome
Source: RefSeq, a predicted model, not a curated record